CGGCGGGGCGGGGCCGGAGGGGUCAAAUGGCCCGGGGCCCCGCAGGAGGGGCUUCCUCCCGGCCUGAACUUGGCUGACCUUCGCGGCUUCCUCCGGGAGCCUCUGGGCCUCCCCAUCCUCGGAGGUGGAGGGACUUACCUGACUCGUGACCUCGAGAAUCUUCGAGAUGGCUUCCGAGAGCCAGGGCCAUGGCGACUUGGGCGGAACGUUGCCUUCCAACUUCUUGAACCAGUUUUUGUCUGCCGUGGAACAGCUGCAGGAGGACUUCAACCGGGGCUUCACUGAAAUCAUGGCCCGGCUAGACAGCAACACAAGCCUGAUGGAAAAUUUAUCCCAGAUGAUGGAGACCUUCAGUAGGUCCCAGGGUAUGCUGGAGAUGGUCAAGACCACCCAGGGCUCAGCUAAGGAAGAAGCCAAGCAAGCCCCACAGGACCCCAAGUUCAAAGCCACCCCAAGGCCUCAGCCUUGCACCAGAAUUCGGUUCCUCUCAGAUGCUGAUGAGCAACAGGAACAACAGCCCGUCUGGGACAGGGAGCCCCAGUUCUGGCGAGACAGCCUGACCCAGGAACUCUGGGAACUUUACAAGAACCAACAGGGAAAUGGGGAGAAGCUGCUGGGAUUGGAAAGUAAAGACUCAGGCCUGCAUGACUCUAAACUGGACCGCAAGCUCAGGCACAGGAACAGCUUGAGUGACUCUGCUCCCUCCAUCCUGACCACAUCUCCCUCAGACCUGCUUGAUCUUUCCCAGAAGGACAUCAGCCAGUCGCAGUGUGAGACCCAGGAAUCUUCUGGAAGAGCUGACAUGUUUCUGAUGCCCCUGUCAUGGGACUACGAGGACUUGGAACCCAGCUGCCAAAGGCCUGACGACUUGCUCUGGCAAUCGGGUGGUGUCCCACAGGCCCUGCAGAAGGUGCGCGUGCUCAAACACCAGGACCUGCUGUUCUCGAUGGCCGUGAGCUGCCUGACGCAGCACAUCUUCACCUGCAGCCGCCGUGGCAUCAAGGUGUGGAGCCUCACAAGCGAGGUGGCCGAGGACAGGUUCCCCGAAAGCUACUUGCAGUGCAGCAGCCAGGCCAGUGGGGCCUACCUGCGCACCUGCCUGCUGUCCACCAAUAGCAGGAGCCUGUUCGCGGGGGGACACAACCUGGCCUGCGUGACAGUGUGGGAUCUGACUGCCCCGACCCUGUACGAGAAGUGCCAGCUGCCCUGCCAGGGUCUGUCCUGCCAGGCGCUGGCCGACACGGAGAGCAGCGUGGCCUUUGGUGGCUUCACAGACGGCACGAUCAGGAUAUGGGACCUACGAAGCCAGGGAGUGGUCAGGGACCUAGAAGGCCCUGUCAGUGCAGCCAAGAACCUCAUGGUCAAAGAUAACAAAGUCUGGACAGGGGGUCUGGACGCCUCUCUGCGGUGCUGGGACCUGCGGACAGCCAAGGUGGUGGUGGAGUGCACAUUCCAGUCCCAGAUCAUGAGCCUGUUGCACAGUCCGACGGAAGACUGGCUGCUGCUGGGCCUGGCCAGUGGCCAACACUGCUUGUUCAACAGCAAGACGAACCAGGUGCAAACUGCGAGCACCAAGGACAAGACCAUCUUAGGCCUCAAGUUCUCCCCAAACGGCCAGUGGUGGGUGAGCGUGGGGAUGGACAACCUCAUCACUAUCCACAGAAUGCCCACAGGAGUGAAACUCUUACAGGUCCGGGAGGCUGGCUCUGUCACAUGCUGUGACGUGAUAGACAAUGGCAAGCUGGUUGUCGCAGGAUGUGGGGACUGUGCCUCGGUGUACCAGAUCAAGUACUGACAGCUUCAACCCCCUCCCCUUGUAUCUUUCCCCAGCUGCACAGUGGCGGGUGGCGGUGGGUGUGAAGGGUUUAGUGAUCCUGGAGAGUCCCAUGGGCUGUGAAGACCCCUCAUCACACAUAAUAAACCAAUUGAGAAGGCA
Meriones unguiculatus (Mongolian gerbil) is the source of this 1936-nucleotide messenger RNA. RefSeq names its product TLE family member 6, subcortical maternal complex member (gene Tle6). The record is from RefSeq and is a predicted model, not a curated record. Gene Ontology annotation, biological process: negative regulation of canonical Wnt signaling pathway; regulation of DNA-templated transcription. NCBI's taxonomy places the organism in Eukaryota, Metazoa, Chordata, Mammalia, Rodentia, Muridae. Gene Ontology annotation, molecular function: protein binding; transcription corepressor activity. The transcript has 16 exons. Bases 167 to 1795 code for a protein of 542 amino acids. Gene Ontology annotation, cellular component: nucleus; transcription regulator complex.